AGAGGACUGUAGUCAUUGUGGAUGAUCGAGGCAGGCCCUCAGGAAAAGGCAGUGUUGAAUUCUCAGGGAAGCCAGCUGCUCGGAAAGCUCUGGACAGAUGGAGUGAAGGCUCCUUCCUGCUAACCACAUUUCCUCGACCUGUGACUGUGGAGCCCAUGGACCAGUUAGAUGAUGAAGAGGGACUCCCAGAGAAGCUGGUUAUAAAGAAUCAGCAAUUUCACAAAGAGUGAGAACAGCCACCCAGAUUUGCACAGCCUGGCUCCUUUGAGUAUGAGUAUGCCAUGCACUGGAAGGCACUUAUUGAGAUGGAAAAGCAGCAGCAGGACCAAGUGGACCGAAACAUCAAGGAAGCUCCUGAGAAGCUGGAGAUGGAGAUGGAGGCUGCUCGCCAUGAGCACCAGGUCAUUCUAAUGAGGCAGGAUUUGAUGAGGCGUCAAGAACUUCGGAGGAUGGAAGAGCUGCAGAAUCAAGAAGUGCAAAAACGAAAGCAGCUGGAGCUCAGGCAGGAGGAGGAGCGCAGGCGCUGUGAGGAAGAGAUGCGGCGGUAACAAGAAGAAAUGAUGCGACGACAGCAGGAAGGAUUCAAGGGAACCUUCCCUGAUGUGAGAGAGCAAGAGAUACAGAUGGGUCAGAUGGCUAUGGGAGGUGCUAUGGGCAUAAACAACAGAGGCGCCAUGCCCCCUGCUCUUGUGCCAGCUGGUACCCCAGCUCCUCCAGGACGAGUCACUAUGAUGCCAGAUGGAACCUUGGGAUUGACCCCACCAACAACUGAAGGCUUUGGGCAAGCUGCUACAAUGUAAGGAAUUGGGGAAAUUGGUGGAACUCCUGCAUUCAACUGUGCAGCUCCUGGAGCCGAAUUUGCUCCAAACAAACAUCACCGAUACUAAUAAAAUUGCAAUGUCUAGUUUCCCAAAACCCUUAAAAGAGGGACCCUUUUUGGACUUAGCCGAAUUCUACUCUGGAAAAGUGUUAGGGAUUCCUCCCAAUAGUUUAGGUCUUCCCUGCCUGUAGUACUCUAGGGAGUAUGUUGGAGGCAGAGGGUAAGGGAGGGGUGAUAUUUAACAAAUCAGUUCUAUGUGGUA
Molecule: messenger RNA, 1082 nt
Organism: Bubalus bubalis (water buffalo)
Lineage: Eukaryota; Metazoa; Chordata; Mammalia; Artiodactyla; Bovidae
Product: non-POU domain-containing octamer-binding protein-like
Exons: 1
Coding region: 282-548 (88 amino acids)
Source: RefSeq, a predicted model, not a curated record